GGGCGACAGAAGAUGUUUAGUUUUACGAAAUAAUAGGCUAUUGCGGGAAGCGUGGAUAAAUACACUAUUUGGAGAAUAAACUUUGAGUCAGAGCACCUUUUAACCCGGAGAUGCAAGCUAUGUUUCCUGGGUCACAAGCUCUUCGCAACAUUUCUGACGGGUGGAGGAUGCUGAUCGUACAGCGGCUUCGUGUUGCAGCGGUGGUAGUGGGUCCAAAGCCAGGUACUGUCUUGACCAAGCACCUUGGUUCUUCGCCAGCGACAGUGCAGGUAUUCAGUAGGAGUUCGUAUCAUUACGCCCCACGAGUGCCCUGUCCCAAGCACCUUCCACAUAGGUCACUCUCAUCUGACUGGAAGCCCGAUGGGAUUAUUGAGCCGUCUGUCGGAGCACGGAACUGCUGGAGCUGCUGCGCUUUUCUUCGGAGCGCAAUGUUCUUCUGUCCGACCUGUAACGCCUUACUGCCUCCCGAAGAAGAACGGAGCUACUUCGAAAUCUUGGACUGCGACUUUUCCUUUGAUGUAGACAUAUCGAGACUUCAACGCAAGUACAAAGACCUUCAGCGUUUUCUUCACCCCGACAACUUCGUCCAGAGAAAGACGAAAGAAAAACAGCUGUCAGAAAAACAGUCUGCUUUAGUUAACAAAGCAUAUAGGACUCUGCUUAAUCCCUUGACCAGGGGUUUGUACAUGCUAAAGCUCCGUGGUAUAGAUCCAGAAACAUCUGCAGAUUCCCAGAUAGACUCGCAUUUCCUUCAUGAUGUUAUGGAGAUUAAUGAAAAGAUAUCAGAAUUUCAGCAAGCUGAGGAGGCGGCUGACAUUAGAUGCUUCAUUAAAGCUGGAUUGGAGGAUUUGACUGCUGAAAUCAGCGAUUCAUUCCGGAAAGGAGACCUAAAGCAGGCCAGUUUGCUUUUGAUUAAAAUGAAAUAUUUUGUCAACAUUCAAGAGAAAUUGAAGGAAAUGUACUCAAGAAGCUAAUGAAGACUGGUGGGCGUAAAAUUCUUUGUUAGUGCUUGUGUGAAAUCUUUCCUUAUAUAUUUUUUUAAUUAAAUUAAAUAUUUAAUGAUAUUGAUAUUGUGUUUGGUAAUCUCUAUAACAAAUAUUUCUAACAUUUGGUUAUUAACUUGUAUUUAGCACUGUACCAGUGCAUGAGUUGGCUGUCUCGAAAAUGCAAGUUUUUUUUUUAAUUUAUUUUUUUAUUUUUUUAAAUGACAUGUUCCAGGAAAGAAUUUUAGGGUUGUUGACUGCAAAUUAACUGCAGCAUUUGUUUUAUAUUAAAAAUAA
Molecule: messenger RNA, 1280 nt
Organism: Polypterus senegalus (gray bichir)
Lineage: Eukaryota; Metazoa; Chordata; Cladistia; Polypteriformes; Polypteridae
Gene: hscb
Product: HscB mitochondrial iron-sulfur cluster cochaperone
Exons: 6
Coding region: 111-974 (287 amino acids)
Biological process (GO): protein complex oligomerization; [2Fe-2S] cluster assembly
Cellular component (GO): mitochondrion
Molecular function (GO): ATPase activator activity; protein-folding chaperone binding
Source: RefSeq, a predicted model, not a curated record